Microdochium trichocladiopsis is the source of this 2570-nucleotide messenger RNA. RefSeq lists its product as uncharacterized. The coding region runs from base 75 to 2489 and encodes 804 amino acids. Gene Ontology annotation, molecular function: ATP hydrolysis activity; ATP binding. Lineage: Eukaryota; Fungi; Ascomycota; Sordariomycetes; Xylariales; Microdochiaceae. The transcript is spliced from 5 exons. The record is from RefSeq and is a predicted model, not a curated record.
CCGUCAAGUGCCCUCGUCCUAGACGUACGUCACAGAUUAAUCCAUUCGAACCAGUCUGGGGUACAGGAGCCACGAUGACAAUGGGCAGGUCAACCGAGAAAACAGCUGCCCUUUACAACAGGGUGCUCAGCGGACGCUUCAUCCCCGAGUCAGUGGAUGCCAUCCGCACCGCAGACACGAGCGCUCAGCCGUUCGCCACGACACAGAACGACGGCGACGACCCCUACGCAAGCUACGGCGCGGACGGCACUUCCACGUCGGUCCCGGAGCUCAAGACUGUGAUCCAGUUCAAGGACCCAAAGGGCAGCAAGCACGUGAUAGAGUUCCAGAGCUACUCCUUUGACAAGGAGGACGGCGAUGAGAACGGCAACGCCGCGGAGGAGGAGUCGGACCCUUUCCGCGCAUACCCUGUGCUCCUCAAGGCCGUCAUCGGCAGCGGCAAGAGCCUCGUGUGGCGGCUCGAGAUCCAGAAUGCCGGGAUCGUCAACGUCUUCCGCGAGAUCGCGCACAACCACAAGGAGCUCGACCUGACGACCACUGUCCUCACCAUCGAGCACCCCUUCCGCUGCCUGUUCUUCCUCAAGGACGAGCUGGAGCAGCGCGUGCAGCGCGGCGGCGGCGGCGACGACGCCUCAAUGACCGCAAACACGCGCAUCGGGCUCACACAGCUGGUGCGCUUCAUCCGCUCGCCCAUGUGCCACGAGCGCGAGAUCGAGACGUACGAGACCCAGGUGGUGAAGCAGGGGAGGAUCUCGUUCUUCAUGCUGUGGAUGAUCUUCCGCCCCUACGAGCCCGUUGUGCGGAUCCGCCCGGGCCAGGCGGUCGAGGACAGCCAGUGCUUCAUCCUGGAGUCCAUCACGCCCGACUAUGACGGCGGGCGCGGCGGCAAGCCGUCCUGGGAGCUCAUUCUCCUGUUCGGCACGCACAACGGCAGCAACUACAGAGUCAAGACCAAGGUCAAGAAGAUUGAGUACUUUGAGGGCUUGCGAGAGCUGACCGACCCCAACUUGAAGUUCGUCCCGCUGCGGUUCCUCGAGGCGCGGAGCCAGCAUUCGAUCCGGGAGGCCCUGAUCCGCAGGGGGAAAGAUUACAUUGAAAUGUGCAAACAGCCGUACACCGUCUGGAAAGCAAAAGGCCCGGCGUACCUGCUGAAUUCUGGAAAGGGCGAGGAGAUUAGAGAGCAGUUUGCGAAAAAGGUCAUUGAUCUUGACGAGCGCGUCAUUGUUGAUCGACUCAAGCAGAGCAGCAUUGGUGAUGUCAGCGAUGACAGAGGCAGCAUCGUCGCGUACUGCCUCAAAGAUGCCCUGCCGAAACCUGCGCCGCUCCUCCCCACCAAGAGCGACGGCACUCCCAGCGAGGCUGCAGGCAAGAGCAAAGCCCCAGCAAAGAAAGAGACUGGCCCGUUCCAACCAGGCCUCGUACCGGCAAACUGGAUCCAGAAGACUGGUGUCUGGGGCGACAUUGACACGACAGCCUACAAACAGCCAAAGAACAUAGUGCUAGAGGAUGACGACUACAUGAUCUGCCGCAACGUCACGGCUGCGUUUGCGCUCAAGCAGAAACUCUGGGUCAAGAUGGUCAAGGUCAACCACCUAUCCAAGAUCGAAUACAAUGGAGAUCCGUUCUUGUCACUCCAAAUGCCGUCGCACAAGAAGCAAUUCAUCCGCAGACUGGUCGAGGGCUUCAGGAGGAGCAAAGACGGAUCAUACGAUGACGUCAUAGAGGGCAAGGGAAGAGGCCUGAUCUUUCUCCUCUAUGGUCCGCCCGGCCUGGGAAAGACCCUGACAGCCGAGAGUGUUGCUGAAGUGGCAGAGCGACCGCUGUACCACAUCAGUGCCGGCGAACUGAGCACCAAGGUCAGCGUCCUAGAGAGCGAGCUGCAGACCAUCUUCAAGAUGGGUGCGAGGUGGGAUGCUGUGGUGCUCUUAGACGAGGCCGACGUCCUGAUGAGCCAGCGGACCACGGAUAACCUGGAACGCAACUCGGUCGUUGCUGUCUUCUUGCGUAUGCUCGAGUACUACCGGGGCAUGUUGUUUCUCACCACGAACCGCCGCGACGACUUUGACGAUGCCUUCUUUAACCGCAUCCACGUCACCCUCAAGUACAAUGAGCUCGACGUGGCCUCGCGCACCAACAUCUGGCGCCACCACCUGCAGCGCGCGACGCGCGACAACAAGGAGCGCUCCCUCUGGACCGAGGAGAUGUACGAGACGCUGGGACGGAUCCAGCUCAACGGGCGCGACAUCAAGAACUAUGUCCGCGUCGCGUACACGUACGCGCACGCCGUGGACGGCGAGGAUCUCGGGCUCGAGCAAGUGCAGGCCGUGCUGCACAACAGCUUGUCAUCGCCGGGAUAUGCACUUCAGAGGGGCUCGGAGGGCGGCGAGGAGGGAGGUGUGAACAGCCAGGAGCAUGUCUUGCAAGAGCUGGAUGAUUUGAUGAGCAGGGCCAGGGUUUCCGAGAAUGUUCUUGGAGGUGAGAAGGAGUGAAGGAUCAUGAUCAAGAUGAUACCGUCUUUCUACAUCAGUCUCAUAGCACGUUGCGCAAAAUUGAUACCCAUACGAAGUCUA